AUGGCAUACUUUAUCCGUGGCAACGACUGUAUGGUACGCCAUUGGUGGGGGCAAUCUGCACAUGACAUUGCUAAUGGACGAACCCCUUGCCAGAUCGUAGAAUGGAUCUUCUUCGUUGUCGCCUACGCUUUCGUUGCUGCGCGCAUCUACGUGCGUCUGUUCUGCCUUCGCAAGAGAUUGAACUGGUCCGAGCUCUUGCUGGUGGCCUCUGCCCUCGACGCCCUGGGUUUGAUCGUCUGCGACACCCUCACUUUCCAGAUGGGCGUAUUGGACGAUUAUCAGACUUCGGAAAAACUGUACAAGAUCUCGUUCGCCUCGAACUAUUUCUACGACUUCGGACUGGGCCUGCCCAAGCUCAGCAUGCUGGCUUUCUACUGGACCUUCUUCGAUGUUAACCGCCACCGAACGGUGCGGAAAGUCUUGUUGUUCAUGAUCGCCUUCGUCGUUGCCUGCUAUCUGACGAGUCUCCUCGACGACACGUUCUUCUGCGGCAAAGACAUCUCUGUGCAGUGGUCUCAAGAGAAAGGCGCAUGUUCCGUUUUCUAUGCUCAGGAGCCUUUCAUCCUAAACUUCACGCUCGGCUUGACUUGCUAUCUGAUCAUCUACAUGCUCCCCACGACCCUCCUCAUCCGAGGCAUCCUCGAGACAUCCACUGCGGUCGUUCUGACCCUUGCUAUAGGAGCACUCCCCAUAGUCACGGGCGUCGUCCGCUACAUCUGCCUCAAAGUUGGGACGGGCCAGGAAAACCUUGUCUACAUCCUGAGCAUGGCCGAACUGGCCCUCGCCAUUAUCGUCGCCUCGCUGCCUGGACUAAAGAUAUUUUGGGUGAGGGACAACAGAGGCAGUAGACGAGGCGUGACGGCCACGGCAGAGCUGGGAGAGGACACGAAGUCGUCGGAGUCGGACAAAACGCGAAAGGCUGUUAGCGAGCAAGUUUGA
Alternaria arborescens is the source of this 939-nucleotide messenger RNA. RefSeq lists its product as hypothetical. The transcript is spliced from 3 exons. NCBI's taxonomy places the organism in Eukaryota, Fungi, Ascomycota, Dothideomycetes, Pleosporales, Pleosporaceae. The record is from RefSeq and is a predicted model, not a curated record. Bases 1 to 939 code for a protein of 312 amino acids.